AUGCCGUUCAAUACCGAGUUGACCAGAAAGCUGGGGAUUGAGAUCCCUGUCGUCCAGGGUGGUAUGCAAUGGGUCGGUUACGCUGAACUUGCUGCUGCUGUCAGUAAUGCUGGCGGCCUUGGAAUCCUCACGGCCCUCACGCAGCCCACUCCGGACGACCUCCGAAAGGAGAUUCGCAAGACGCGCACUCUCACAAAAAAGCCGUUUGGCGUCAACGUUACACUACUCCCCUCUCUUGAACCACCAAACUAUGGAGCCUAUGCCCAAGCAAUCAUUGAUGAGGGAGUCCGCAUCGUUGAGACGGCUGGCAACAGCCCUGGCCCAGUCAUCAAACAACUGAAAGCUGCUGGCUGCAUUAUCUUGCAUAAAUGCACAACAAUCAGACACGCAAAAUCUGCCGUUAAGUUGGGUGUGGAUUUCUUGUCCAUCGACGGCUUCGAAUGCGCUGGUCAUGUCGGCGAGACCGACAUUACGAACUUCAUUCUCCUAAGCCGUGCGAGACAAGAUCUCGGAGUACCAUUCAUCGCUUCGGGAGGGUUUGCCGACGGAUAUGGACUGGCAGCUGCUCUCGCGCUGGGUGCUGAAGGUAUCAACAUGGGCACCCGAUUCAUGUGCACUGUGGAAGCUCCUAUCCAUGAAAACGUGAAAAAGGCCAUUGUUGAUGCUCAAGAGGAAGACACCCAGCUUCUCCUUCGUCGGUGGAGAAAUACAACGCGCCUCUUCAAGAACGAUGUUGCAACAGCGGCGUACCAGGUCGAAAAAACUAGCAAAAAUGAUGAGUUCAAUGAAAUCGCACCUUACGUGACUGGCAAGCGAGGUCGGGAGGUGUUUAUCAAUGGAGACAUUCAUUAUGGCGUCUGGACGGCUGGACAAGUAAUUGGACUCAUCCAUGAUAUUCCGACUUGUGAAUCUCUUUUAAAACGUAUUGAGAAAGAGGCGGUUGAGGCAAUGGCAAAAACCAGCGCACUAUUCACCCCUUCAGCGCCCCAGAGUAAACUGUAA
Ophidiomyces ophidiicola is the source of this 1002-nucleotide messenger RNA. RefSeq lists its product as uncharacterized. The transcript is spliced from 4 exons. The record is from RefSeq and is a predicted model, not a curated record. Gene Ontology annotation, molecular function: nitronate monooxygenase activity. The coding region runs from base 1 to 1002 and encodes 333 amino acids. NCBI's taxonomy places the organism in Eukaryota, Fungi, Ascomycota, Eurotiomycetes, Onygenales, Onygenaceae.